Eremothecium cymbalariae DBVPG#7215 is the source of this 3171-nucleotide messenger RNA. RefSeq names its product Mlo127p (gene MLO127). The record is from RefSeq and is a predicted model, not a curated record. The coding region runs from base 1 to 3171 and encodes 1056 amino acids. Lineage: Eukaryota; Fungi; Ascomycota; Saccharomycetes; Saccharomycetales; Saccharomycetaceae. The transcript has a single exon.
AUGGCUAUUCAGCUACAGAUUAGUGAAGUUAGAAGGCCAAAAAAAUUUGUUGGUUGUUUUAAUUGGGCACAGGAAGGUACUAUUAUUGUUGAAUGGGAUAGGAUUACUGUCUACAAAUUCUUAGAGUGUGAUGAAUCUAAAAGAGAAGUUUUAUAUACUUCUGGUAUCUUAAACUGUUGGUUUUAUCUGGAACCGAUUAGUCACAGAUAUUAUUUGUUGCUAUUAGGGCAAGAUGGGAUAUUGCAGGUUGUUGAUGACUCGCUUGAAUGUGUUGAUGCCUUCCGAAUACAUAGCCCCUUCAAGAGAGUACUUUGUUACUUUGAUGAAGUUAAAAAUGGGCUAUUCUUAGUAUGGGACCUGCACACAAUAUAUCGGUUUAGUAUUGAUGGGGUCAAGAGAAAAUUCUUCGAAAGAAUGAAAAAGAUAUAUACCUUAGUUGAUGAGAUUGUCCAGAUUGAAGGAUAUUGGAAUGAACAAGACGAUGUAGGCCAAUACUUCACUAUAGAUGUUUUGAGCAAAGUCAAAGUGGGCUCUGAUUUUUAUUACCAACGCCUUCAAGAGCCAUUAGAGAGUCUUGAGACAUAUUGGGUCGGUGUGGAUGAACGAGAAGAAGUGGGUUCCUUUUCACACCAGCCAUGCAUGGUACGGGCUCAACAUGUUGGUACAUUUCUAAUAACGCCCUCGAACUCAUAUUUCUAUGCAUGCCCUUCUUUAUCCUCACAUUUACUUGAUCAAAGGCAAACUACAAAGUCUGUUGAGAUGGGUCCCUUUCCUACAAAUGUUGACCCUAACCUUCGAAUAGUCGAUGCACACUGUUUGAUUGACGGUAAAAUAUUGAAGAUAUACGGAGCUGUCAAUACUGGAACUGUGUUUGAAUUAAAGUGUAAGAUAAUAUAUGAUUCAGGUAAAAGGUCUGUUUCAAGAACUUUUCUUUCAGAUGGUGAUAUAAUGAUGGAUGUUUGUGAUCAGUUGGAAUAUUUUAAACACAUCUAUGGAACUUGGUACACAUUUUAUUCAAAAAUGGCAGGGUUGUUCUUCCAAAAUAUUUUAGAAAAUGAGAAGGUGUUAAUUCACGACAAGAUCCAGCAGCACUCUAUUUUUCAUUCUUAUAUAAUUGGAAAUUCAUAUUCAGGUUUAAAAAGCAUCCUCAUAUGUGGAGGUAGUUCUAAAAAUAAUGGAUUUUUGGAAAUUCAUAGAACGGAGUUUUCUGAAGAUAUUAUCUGUGAGAAUGUUUUUGAAUCAAAAUAUGCUCUAGACUUUUGGCCCACAAGCCAUGGAAUUUAUUGGAUUGAUCAAGAUAAUCAACUAUUUUGUGACAAAAAUUAUGUUAUGGAAGCGUCCUCUGUAUUACAUGUAACUAAAGAAGCCAAAAUUAUCGAAAAGGGGACCAACAUCAUAUGUGUCUGUUCUCUUGACGAAACUAAUUAUGUUAGUCUAGCUUCUAGAGGUUACGUCUCAUGGAGUGACACUGGUGUGCCAUGCCAUAUACCAAAUCCACCUGGGCAUUUAAUAGAGCCUAUUAUUACACAUGAAGGAUCCAUAACAGGAAUUUCUACCAAUCAUGAUAUCUACUUAAUUACUAACAGGAAAAAUGUUAGAAAAUAUAAAAUUGAAAACUUAGAUCUGCCUUUCAGUUUCAUUUUGAAAAGAUUUAGAAAUGAAACUUUCCAGAUUUUAUGUGAUGUUUUGGGAUGGGUCCAAAUCUCUAUAGUACCUGAUAAAAUCUUAGCUCAUUUUCAAGCUCAUACUAGAGGUCUUCGUAUCUGUGACAUACCAAAUUCUAAUAGGCUCCUUCUUUAUCAAGAUAACAUUGUAAUAUUACUCUCAGUCUCGGAUUUAGUUGCUGGUUAUAUUAAGUUUCCAUACAACCCUCGAGUUAUUAAGCAUGAGCACCAAGAUUGGUUUCUUGUUAGUUGUGCUUCUGGCGGUUUUUAUCGGGUGCAAUGUCCUGGAAUAUGCAGCUGGAACUUGAAAUCAACUAAAAAUACAAUAUCUUCACCUUUCCUUAUUACGAAGUUUGUUGCCUUAGAGCAUAAUCCAACGUUUGUAAUUGGAAUAGGCAUAACGGAAUGCUUUGACAAAGUUAGGUCCAGAUUAGAACUUCAAUCCCAAGUAUUUGUGUUCAAUACUUUUGUAGACAAAUUUGUCUCAUCAUAUCAAUUUCCGAAGGAAAAUUCUAAUCUGAUAGCGACAGAUAUUAUUUCAACUAGGGUUCAGAUGGCCCCCGUCAUUGACAAUAUUUCCGAUGGAAUCUCAUAUGCAAAAAGGUUGACAUUUGCCAAGUGUGUUCUUGUUUCUGUUAAUUAUGAAAUCGCAGAGGAAGAAGGUGAUAACAUUUUUCUUUUCUCUGUUGACGAUUCUAAUGGUCUCCUAGAAUUGCACAUGAAGUUCAACACAGAAUUUUCCGUUUCACAUUUACUUCCAUACCACAGUGGGAUCUUUUUUGCGGUUGGCGAGUACCUUCAAGCUUUCGAGUUGAAUUUCUCUAUAAAGGAUAACCGUUUUAAUGUUUUGGAAGUAUCUAACAGAGUUGAGUUGGGAGGAGUUCCUAGAAACUCGUUUAUUUUAGAAUCACACUUGGAAAAUAAAUAUAAUGGGAAGAAGCGGAAAUCUGGCAGAACUAUUGAAAGCGUUAUAAUCCAAAGUGCUUUUAAAGGAUUUAACCAGUUCGAGCUUCUUCAACAGCCAUCAAAAAAACAUGCUAGUGACAUAUGUAACGUUCACCGGCUAAUCUUAAAACAUACCAAUAUACGUGAUAUGGAUCUUCUAUUCGAGAAUAUGUACGAGUUAAAUGCAAUCGUUGCAAGCGCUAUCUUAAAGAAUCCCAAAAAUUUAAAUCCACUAUUGUUGGUUAGCGAUCCAGAAAAUCUGGUAACUGCAAUUUACAAAGAUAACUAUGAAACGCGAGCUUCCCAAAUUGAGUUCUUCAAUCGAGUUACAAAGAUCGUCCCAUUAGACUAUUUAUCGACGGAUUUUAGGAAGAUUAAUGACCUGCUCAAGUACAAGAUAUUACCAUUGUGUUUUAUUAAUACUGUUGGCGGUGGUUGUUACCUUUUAAGCGAGUCAUCGAAGCCCCAUUUAAAUGUGACGGAUAAUUGUAUACAUGGAAUUGUUUUAGAUCAUGAUGGUGAUCUAAAUAUUGAAAUUGGUUCUAAUAUUUUAGAUAUUUGA